AUGAAGCCUCUCGAUCAUCCAACAACACAACACCACACUUUGUUAGGUUCCCAGAUCACACUGGAGUGGAGGGAAAUGAAAGCGGGCAAAAAAAAGAAACGAAGUACCAUUUGGGAAACUAUAUUGCGAGAAAUUAAAGAUGUGGAAAGCUCUUUUCCCUUUUCCAGAGACGAUAUAACUAGAUGUUUCUUAAACAUCAUGGGAACCUAUAAACGCAUCAAAAAAAGAAACAAUACAUCUGGUGAAGCUCCAUCAAACUGGGAAUACUUUGACGAAAUAGAUGAAGUUUUUGGGAGCCGUAGCAGCAUUAAUGUGCCAUUAGAAAUGACUGAUUAUUCUUUCGAAGAAAUAACUAUAAACCCAACGAUUUCUUCUCCGGUUUCUUUAACAACUGAAGACGACUUAACGCCCACAACAUCAAGAAAAAGAAAGAGAAAUGACGUGAUUCAAUUUUUGGAGAAAGAAUCGGAAAAGGAUGGUGAGGUUUUGGAUAAGUUGCUUAAACUUGAAAACGAAAAGCUAGAAGUCGAAAAAGAAAAACUUGCUGAACUGAAACAACUUCGUGCCUUAUUCGAAGCAAUAGGAGAGAAAAACCGUGAAUGA
This is a messenger RNA of Anastrepha obliqua, 603 nucleotides long. RefSeq lists its product as uncharacterized. The transcript has 2 exons. Bases 1 to 603 code for a protein of 200 amino acids. The record is from RefSeq and is a predicted model, not a curated record. NCBI's taxonomy places the organism in Eukaryota, Metazoa, Arthropoda, Insecta, Diptera, Tephritidae.